AGCCAUUGUCGUCCAGAACUCCUCGCUGGUUGCAAAGCGGCACGCAGCAAUGCACAGGCAUGUUACCGAAUGCCGAGGAGAACCGGAUUCAACGGAAAUUCGUCGGGCAGGCAGAUGAAAACUUAGGCGCUCAGUAUAGUUUUGCUUGCCGGUCCGCUUCGUCAGUGCGCGGCGCGCAGACGCCGACUUCGCCCAGCUAAUGGCGCCGAUCUCAUAGUCGCUGUCGUUCUCAAUAGGUUGUACUGAAUUCCGAAACCGCUCUAUUAUAGUCGGUGGAGCGCAGCCCCUGCGGUCAGUCGCGUAGCUAGGUCGUCUGGCACCCGGGGCCCAUAGAUAUUCUGUCACCCCCCCGGGUGUAGCCGGCGGAAAGAGGGGUGUCUUCAGACGUAUAUGACGCCCCCCCCCCCCCUCCGUCACUGGCCCCUGCACCCGGGGCCCACGGCCCCCCGGCCCCCCCUGGUGCUACGACACUGCCUGCGGUGUCUUUCAGGUUCUGCGCUUCCGCCAUCUGACGGUACCACGCCGAGGAGAAAGAGAGAUAGAGAUAGGGAGAGGAGUACAGGCACGCGAUAGGCGUGCUCGAGUGGUCUUACGCGAGGCUCCUUAUCGAUGCGAAGCGUAAAGGUUUUCUCACCGACGCCACCGAGACAUUCAGAAGCGGUGACUGAGAAAUUGGCGCUGUACACUGGGCGGGAACAGAUACGCUCUUCGACAAGCACGUGAUUUCGAGGGAGUCACUACGACUGGAUCUUCUCGGGUCUCGCCGACCGAGCCAUCUAUUCCCGCUUUGUUUCGUUUUGCUGCGGUAUCAUACGAGGCUUUUUUUGAACGGCCUGCGUACGCUCGGGGACCUGCUUACGUUUAAGCAACGAGUGAAGACGGAGAACUUCAGCAGUGCGCUGCGUCCCGGCGACCGUGUGGGCAAGAAUCCGUGCAGCCAUGGAAAUCGCCUUAGAUUUCUACACGACCAGUAUGUGGAAAGAUCCUGGCGACGUCACUCGCGAGACCCUGCACCGUCACCACUACCGGCUUCGCAAGGAGGCGCUCGAGCGGUAUACACAGACGCUCAAGAUGGGCGGCGAAGAGCGGGCAUCGCUCCAUGUGCAGGAGCUCAAAGAGAGAAUCGACACCACUUUCCAAGUCUACCGCGAGUACCUGGAAGAAAAGAACAGCACGUUCGUCGACAGAGUAGCCUCCAAGGUUAAGCUGGGCCUCCUCACCGCCGGUGUGGGGGCUGCAGUCGCCACUGCAGCCAUGGUGCCGAUGUCCAUAAGGGCUGGUUUACUUGCUGCUAUGGGGGUUGUGUCCCUGACCGGACACACUAACGAUGGCAUAGUGAAACAGAAGCUUGCCGAGCUCAAGGAAAUGGAGAGGAAGAACAAAGCAUCGAUGGCUGCAAAGGCAGCCAAGGGCAUCAAAGCGUACGACGAUGACGGCGACAACUCUGACGAGCAGGCACCUCUGGUGGAUACCGCACCUGUCCUACGGAAAUCCGCAAAGGGGAGCUACUAGUGUCCCGAAAGUAUAAUUUUAUUCAUAUCGUACUUGAUAAUGUCCCUAGAUAAAAAGAUUCAAAGUAUUGGGUCA
This is a messenger RNA of Dermacentor albipictus, 1587 nucleotides long. NCBI's taxonomy places the organism in Eukaryota, Metazoa, Arthropoda, Arachnida, Ixodida, Ixodidae. The record is from RefSeq and is a predicted model, not a curated record.